AUGAGCGGCUGGGGCCUGGGCUGGUUUGGCGGUGGCCAGGCAAAGAAGGAGGCGCCAAAGAAGGCCAUCCUCCAGCUUCGAGGCCAACUUGAGAUGCUGAACAAGAGGGAGAAGCAUCUACAAAACCAAAUGGACGAGCAAGAUGCGCUGGCGCGAAAACAUGUUUCCACCAACAAGCAAGCUGCCAAAUCGGCGUUACGGCGAAAGAAGCAGUUCGAGCACUCGCUCGAGCAGACCAGUUCACAGAUCAUGACGCUAGAAAGAGAGAUCUAUUCCAUCGAGACGGCCAACAUCAACAAGGAGACGCUGGACGCCAUGAAGAAUGCAGGAACCGCGAUGAAGCAGAUACACGCCGGUCUGACCAUCGACAAGGUCGACAACGUCAUGGAGGAACUCCGCGAGCAACACGCAAUCGGCGAAGAGAUCGGCGAAGCCCUUACCUCGGGCGUUGGCGCCAACGGCAUCGACGAAGACGAGCUGGAUGAGGAACUCGCAGAGCUACAACAAGAGAAGCUCGACGAGCAAAUGCUUAAUACUGGCAACGUGCCUAUCCAUGACGCCCUAUCGUCACAGAAGCUACCACAAGCACCAAAUACCAACCCCAAGGCACCACAGCGGAUUGAGGAGGAUGACGAAGAGGAGGAGCUGCGGAAGCUACAGGCUGAGAUGGCCAUGUGA
Messenger RNA from Alternaria atra, 678 nucleotides. RefSeq lists its product as uncharacterized. The transcript has 3 exons. Gene Ontology annotation, biological process: vesicle budding from membrane; late endosome to vacuole transport via multivesicular body sorting pathway. The coding region runs from base 1 to 678 and encodes 225 amino acids. Gene Ontology annotation, cellular component: ESCRT III complex; cytoplasmic side of plasma membrane; multivesicular body. The record is from RefSeq and is a predicted model, not a curated record. Lineage: Eukaryota; Fungi; Ascomycota; Dothideomycetes; Pleosporales; Pleosporaceae.